Messenger RNA from Prorocentrum cordatum, 1075 nucleotides. The record is from the annotation of a GenBank genome assembly. NCBI's taxonomy places the organism in Eukaryota, Dinophyceae, Prorocentrales, Prorocentraceae.
AGACCGUGGACAUUGGGCUCGAGCAGCUCUUUGGGCGAACCGACUGCUCAAAUCGUUGGUGUUAUGUGCCUGCAGCUUGUGUGCGGUAUUGUACUUGUGUGAAUGACCGAAACACAUAUCGGCACUGGCACCGAGCACUCCAAGUACAACGUUGUGUAUGAGAAGGCGACCCCAGAGAUCUACGACCAGUGGGCCAAAGACGGCUACAACGAACAGGCUGGGAGAUUCUCGCGUGGAUCUCUGAAAAGUGUCUCGUCUAAAUGUCAGCAGCACCUGGCUCACACAAGCUUGAAGGUCGUGAAAACACUCGAUGCGGGAUGCGGCACGGGAAACGUGGCUGAAGUGUGCAAUGAGGACUUGGCAAACAAAAAAUGCUCAUUCAGGUAUGAUUGGUGGGGUCUGGACUUCAGCGAGGCCAUGCUUGAGGUGGCGAGGCAGAAACACAGCUUAUUUACCAACCUGGUCCAGGGAGAUCUGAAAAAGACGCUUCCCUACAAGGACGAUUUCUUCGAUCUGGUCGUCAGUGCUGGUACUUUUUUGCAGGGGCAUGUUGGAUCCGAGGCUGUGCCAGAGCUAUGCCGCAUCCUCAAACCGAAUGGCUACAUGAUAUUUACCGUGCGGCCUCAACUGUUCCAGGAUACGAGGGAGGCCUGGUUUAGCCAGCUGUCGAAGGGUGGAAUGACAAUCGUGGGUGUUGACAUGAUGCCAUACGCGGAGGGCAUGGAAGCACCAGUCAUAUCAUGCAUCAAGGGGCCCAUGAAGAUGACUGUAAGCAAUAACAAGGGUGCCAGUAUUUACAUGAAGGCAGCUAGAGAUCUCUUUAUGGGCAUGGGGUCCGAGGACUUAGAGGACGGUCGAACGGCGAUGGAGGCCAAGCCUCCCGUCAAGGAGCUGCUUAUUUCUGGACUUGGUCAAGCCAUCCCCGUCGCGACCGCAACGGCCGCUCGCGUGGAGGCGGAUGGGUUGGGCAGAAUCGCGAAGAUAGAGACAUGCUAUUCAGUGAUGCCGAGUGGGCGUAGUUGUGCGCAGAUUCAAGUCACGGUUGAGAGAGCCAUGUGAGCGGUUUCGAAUAAAG